AUGUCCACAUCCUUACAAGUACCAACCGUCUCCUCUACAUCAUCUUCCUCGAGACCCGUUACUCCUACACCUACCACCACCACUAUUAAUAUGUCUAGUAUGCUUGCCGCUUUCCAAAAAUUAUCCCCGUCCAAACAAUCAGCAUUUCAAUCUUCCAUGAACACAGUCUUAGGCUCCUCUUCCACUACCGCUACUACCGUCCCCACAUCCAAUACGAACACAUCACCUUCCCUCAUCUUUGACAUCACCAGAGAGCAUCCUACCCCAUCUUCGCAUUCCAUUAGGGAUGUUUAUGGUAUUCACACGUACAUCUUAGAAUUAGCCAGGAACAACCAACAUAUUCCCUUCUCCUUGCUAACUUCGAAAAUUACCAGACGACUCUUCUUAGAAUCAUCCACGCUCAAAUUCAUCACAUUCUACUCUUCCCAUCGAGGCUCUGCCCCCACAAAGUGUCAUCUCCUUGACAUUUCGCAAUUCCCCGCAGAAUCUGAGAUCUCUAUACCAGAAUGGCAUGAAGCCUGGUCACGUUACCUUCGCUUCCUCCAGGAACAUGCCUCCCCCGAGGUUCACACGCGCUGGGCCAACCACUACGACAUUCUACGUGAACACCCUGACUUCACAGAUAACUGGAUAGCCAUCUUAACAUUUGACAUCGAACAACAUGCAUCA
Messenger RNA from Suillus discolor, 669 nucleotides. RefSeq lists its product as uncharacterized. Lineage: Eukaryota; Fungi; Basidiomycota; Agaricomycetes; Boletales; Suillaceae. The record is from RefSeq and is a predicted model, not a curated record. The transcript has a single exon. The annotation marks the transcript as partial.